UUCAGGAUGCUUGUGACGAUAAUUCAUCCGAAUUUGGGUAUUGGAGGAGCGGAAAGAUUGGUUGUGGAUGUAGCGGUUGCGAUGAAACGAAAUGGUCAUAGAGUACAAUUCGUUACAAAUUAUUUCGAUCCCAAGCAUGCAUUUAUGGAAACUACAGAAUUUGAUAUCAAAGUUAUUGAUAUUUUUCCACGGUCAUUUUUCGGAUUUGGGCAUGCUUUGUGUGCUUAUGUCAGGAUGUGUAUCGCGGCUUUAUAUAUUUGCAUAUUUCUGAAAAAAUCAGAACUCAUAUUUUCUGAUUCUAUUUCUUCAUGUUUAUUGAUUUUUCGGAUAUUUCGAUUACUUGGUUUAUUCAAUGCACCAACCAUUUUCUAUUGUCAUUUUCCGGAUCAACUGCUAACAACGAGAAAGAGGAUGAUAAAGAAAUUCUACCGUGUUUUCAUUGACUGGUUUGAAACGUGGACAACAGCAAUGGCCGAUUUAAUUUGUGUGAAUAGUGAAUUCACGAGUAAAACUGUGAGUGAAACAUUCCCAUGCAUUCGUGCUCGACGUAUUCAUGUCCUUUAUCCUACACUGAAUACCAAAUUUUUUGAUAGUGGUAGAGGAGCUGAAUUGAAUGAAAUUCCAAAGAAAGCGCGACAUAUUUUCGUAUCAAUCAAUCGAUAUGAAAGGAAAAAGAAUAUUGGCCUUGCAUUAGAAGCUUUUAGUUUACUUCAGGGAAAGAUUCCGCGAGACGAUUAUCGGUGCUGUUUUCUUAUUAUUGCUGGUGGCUAUGAUAUCAUAAAUGACGAGAACAUUGCACAUUUUGUCGAAUUACGGGAAAAUGCAAUUGCAUUGGGCCUGCCCAGAGAGCAAUAUGUAUUUCUGAAGUCACCAACCGACGAAGAGAAGCUUGAAUUAUUGAGGCGUGCGACAGCAGUACUAUAUACGCCAAGCAAUGAACAUUUUGGCAUUGUACCUGUGGAAGCGAUGUAUAUGAAAUGUUGUGUGAUUGCACCAAAUAGUGGUGGACCACGCGAAACUAUUAUUGAUGGAGAAACAGGAUUUUUGGUAGAGGAAAAUCCGAAUUCAUUUGCAGAAAAGAUGGCGGAACUUGUAAGAGAUCAAGGUAGAGCUGAGGCUAUGGGUAAUGCUGGUCGUAAAAGAGUUGAGUCUGUCUUUGCGAUGGAUAAUUUCGUUGUGCAACUGGAAAGUUUAAUACAUGAAGUUUUACCUAAUGGUUACAAAUAGCGUAGAAAAUAUCAUCUUGUUUAAUAAGAUCAGUAGGAUUUUUCUGUUUAAUGGCUAUUUAUGUUUAACAGGAAUAUAACUGUUUUCGGAGAUUGGCCAUAAAUUUCGAAAACAAGUUUUGUGUGCUAAAUUCUUGAAAAAUUUUCCGGGAUAAU
This is a messenger RNA of Loa loa (African eye worm), 1382 nucleotides long. Its product is annotated as alpha-1,3-mannosyltransferase. Gene Ontology annotation, molecular function: GDP-Man:Man(1)GlcNAc(2)-PP-Dol alpha-1,3-mannosyltransferase activity; alpha-1,3-mannosyltransferase activity. The transcript has 6 exons. Lineage: Eukaryota; Metazoa; Nematoda; Chromadorea; Rhabditida; Onchocercidae. Bases 7 to 1227 code for a protein of 406 amino acids. The record is from RefSeq and is a predicted model, not a curated record.